This is a messenger RNA of Cucurbita moschata (crookneck pumpkin), 540 nucleotides long. RefSeq lists its product as uncharacterized. The transcript has 3 exons. Lineage: Eukaryota; Viridiplantae; Streptophyta; Magnoliopsida; Cucurbitales; Cucurbitaceae. The record is from RefSeq and is a predicted model, not a curated record. Bases 1 to 540 code for a protein of 179 amino acids.
AUGACCUGUUUGAUCAACUAUAGGGAGCAACGGUCUUCUCUAAGAUUGAUUUCCAAGUGCGAGUUUUGGCUAGCUGAUGUGGCGUUCCUGGGUCAUGUGGUGUCAAGUAAAUGGAUUACAGUGAACCCAGCUAAGAUUGAAGCUGUGAUGAAGUGGCCAAGGUCAACCACAGUCACUGAAGUAUGGAGUUUUCUGGGGCUAGCUGGAUACUACAGAAGGAAGAUCAUUCAUACUUCUGUGAUGAUCACUAAUGAAGAGAAAUUACAAGAUGAGAUGAAGAGAGCUGGGAUAGAUGUGGUGGUUAAAGGUGGUACCGCUCGGUGCGAAGAUGUAUCAGAAUCUGAAAGGAUGUUACUGGUGGCCAAGAAUGAAGAAGAACGUAUCAGAUUUCGUAAGUCGAUGUCUAACCUGCCAGUAGGUAAAGGCCCCGAGACAACAUCCAGUAGGAUUGAUGCCCUUGAAUGUUCCUCAAUGGAAAUGGGAAGCAGUUUGUAUGGACUUCAUGAUAAGCGUCAACAAUGCUGGAUUUUGCCAAGCUAG